CGUAAUUGCGGAAGUGGAAGUUGUCGAAGUUCACCCUCAUCCUCCUGUCUCUGACAAUUGUGUUGCGCUUGUAGCCACUGUGCUGUUAAUUUUCAGAAAGAAAUUAAUUAACUCACAAGGAUGUCUUUGUCAUUCGAGGGAAGAGUCGUGCUUGUCACCGGCGCUGGAGGAGGCCUUGGCAGGGAAUAUGCAUUAGCGUUUGCUGAAAGAGGAGCCUCAGUUGUAGUGAAUGACCUUGGGGCUGACACUAAAGGGGGUGGAAAGAGUUCUGCAGCUGCUGAUAACGUGGUGGAGGAGAUAAGAGCGAAGGGAGGCAAGGCCGUGGCAAACUAUGAUUCUGUAGAAGAUGGAGAAAAGUUAAUCCAAUCAGCACUGGAUGCAUUCGGAAGAAUAGAUGUUGUUGUAAACAAUGCGGGGAUCCUUCGUGACCGAUCAUUUGCGAGGACGAGUGAUUUGGACUGGGACCUGAUUCAAAGAGUUCACUUGAGGGGCUCUUUCUUGGUGACUCGAGCAGCUUGGAACCACAUGAAAAACCAAAAGUUUGGCAGAAUCAUCAUGACGGCUUCAGCUGCAGGCAUCUAUGGUAACUUCGGCCAGGCCAACUACAGCGCUGCCAAGCUGGGAAUGUUGGGUCUGGCAAACACUUUGGCCAUUGAGGGACGCAAGUACAACAUCCACUGCAACACUAUUGCUCCUGUUGCUGGGUCACGCCUCACAGAGACUGUCAUGCCCCCAGACCUUGUGGCGUCUCUGAAGCCUGAGUAUGUUGCUCCCAUGGUCCUCUGGCUCUGUCAUGAACAAUGCCAAGACAGUGGAGCACUCUUUGAGGUUGGUGCAGGCUGGAUUGGUAAAUUGCGCUGGGAGCGCUCUCAGGGCUGCAUUGUGAGACAGAAGAACCAACCCAUGACUCCUGAGGCUGUCCGGGACCGGUGGGACAAAAUCUGUGAUUUCACAGAUGCCACCAAGCCUACUAGCGUACAAGAGUCUCUGCAGUCCGUUGUGGAUGUGCUGUCUCGAGUGGAAUCGGAGGAAGAAGUCAGUGCCAAUCCAACAGCUGCUGCCGCCUCUGCUUCAGGGAUCAAUCCUACUGAGGCAGUGGGACAAAAACUACCACCGAGCACGUUCACCUUCACCCACACCCAGUGUAUUCUCUAUGCAUUGGGGGUCGGCAUGUCCACAAAGGACCCAGACCAUCUGAGAUUCCUGUAUGAAGGUCAUGAAGACUUCAGCUGUCUCCCCACCUUUGGGGUCAUUACUUCCCAGGCAGCCAUGAUGGAUGGUGGGCUGAGCUCAAUCCCGGGACUCAACAUAGAUUUUACUCAGGUAUUGCAUGGAGAGCAGUAUCUGGAGCUUUACAAACCUUUACCAACCUCAGGUACACUUACCUCUGAGUGCACCAUAGCAGACGUGUUGGACAAAGGAUCUGGAGCUGUCAUCCUCUUGGACGUGAACACCUACAGCGGCGACGAGCUGAUCUGCUACAACCAGUUUUCGGUGUUUGUGGUCGGAGCUGGAGGGUUUGGAGGGAAAAGAACUUCGGAGAAAACCAGAGCUCCUCUGCCUCCGCCUAAACGGGCACCAGAUGCGGUGGUGAUUGAUUCCACCACAAGAGACCAAGCGGCCUUGUACAGGUUGAGUGGAGACUGGAACCCUCUCCAUAUAGACCCCAGCUUUGCUGCCAUGGGAGGCUUCAAGGCUCCCAUCCUGCACGGCUUGUGCUCAUUUGGCUUUGCGGCGAGACAUGUGCUCAAGCAGUAUGCCGGUAACGACCCCUCCAGAUUCAAGGCCAUCAAGGUUCGCUUUGCAAAGCCGGUGAUGCCAGGUCAGUCACUUCAGACUGAGAUGUGGAAGGAAGGCAACAGAAUUCACCUGCAGUGCAAAGUGAAGGAGACUGAUGCUGUUGUGCUAGCUGGGGCCUAUGUAGAUUUACACGGCACAUCAGAGGCUUCUCCGGAAAAUCCUCCUCAAGGAGGGGACCUUCAGAGCGAGCUGGUGUUUGCAGAGAUCGGCCGUCGGAUCAAAGACAUUGGCUCAGAGAUGGUGAAGAAGGUGAAUGCUGUGUUCAGCUGGGAGAUCACCAAAGCCGGCAAGAACCCUGCUGCACAGUGGACCAUCGAUCUGAAAAACGGCAGCGGCUCCUUGCACAGAGGCCCUUACAGUGGGAAGGCGGAUGUGACCUUCACCGUGUCAGAUGAAGACUUCAUGGAGGUUGUGCAGGGAAAACUCAACCCACAGAAGGCGUUCUUCUCCGGCAAGCUGAAGGUUCGAGGGAAUAUCAUGCUGAGUCAGAAGCUGGAGGUCAUCCUGAAAGACUAUGCCAAGCUGUGAGCGCCUCAGCCAACCAAUCAGAUGACACUAGAAAACUAACCAAUCUACCUGCUCUCUCCGGCUGUGGACUCACAUGCUUUGCCUCUCCAGGGAAAAGAUU
Molecule: messenger RNA, 2428 nt
Organism: Etheostoma cragini (Arkansas darter)
Lineage: Eukaryota; Metazoa; Chordata; Actinopteri; Perciformes; Percidae
Gene: hsd17b4
Product: hydroxysteroid (17-beta) dehydrogenase 4
Exons: 25
Coding region: 121-2328 (735 amino acids)
Molecular function (GO): oxidoreductase activity
Source: RefSeq, a predicted model, not a curated record